Metarhizium acridum CQMa 102 is the source of this 735-nucleotide messenger RNA. Lineage: Eukaryota; Fungi; Ascomycota; Sordariomycetes; Hypocreales; Clavicipitaceae. The record is from RefSeq and is a predicted model, not a curated record.
AUGCGCAUCUCAAACACGGCAAGCAUCGCCAGCAAGGCCAUAGUCUUCGCCAGUCUGGCGAGUGCCGCCACCACCAACCCAAACGCAAAGGGAGCAUGCCAACCUCCCGAAGGCGGUCCGAACGCCUGUGGUCCCAACGGCUCCCAGGAAUGGCUCAACAGGGGCGUCAGGGGCAAUGGCUGGAACCCCCCCCUCUUGGACGUCAGGAACAUCACGCACGUUCCCCUGAAGGCCUUCUACAAAGGCAUCGGGGCCGACUGUGAAAAGUACGACCGCUUCUUCAAGAUCUCGGGCAUGAAGUACGACAUCAACCCUGCCAUCCUGGCCUUCAUCGCCUGGCAGGAAUCUUUUUGCAAGGCUGACGCCACCGGCCCGGCGCCCGGACUCUUCCAAUGCGACCCGAGCAAUUGUCAAAACGGCAAGAAAAACUGCCAGUACCCCAUCAUGGAGAACUCCGACUGCGGUGCCCAUGUCUUGCGCGUGGCCUUGAAUCGUGCCGAGGGCAACAUCAUCUAUGCACUGGGCUUGUAUAAUGGGUGGUUCACGGCUGGCGAUAGGACCGGCCUCAACGGCGGAAAAGGCCUGACGGAGAACUACCCCUGCUCCGAGGAGGGAAAGGUGUAUCGCGUCCCUUUGGAUUUGAACUAUCUUCACAAUAUGCUGAAUGGGUGGUUCCAGGGAUACGAUAUGCGGAGCGAGGACACGUAUACCGGUGGAACGUAUUACUGUCACUAA